This is a messenger RNA of Acomys russatus (golden spiny mouse), 1764 nucleotides long. RefSeq names its product nuclear body protein SP140-like. The record is from RefSeq and is a predicted model, not a curated record. Gene Ontology annotation, cellular component: nucleus. Gene Ontology annotation, molecular function: DNA binding; protein binding; DNA-binding transcription factor activity, RNA polymerase II-specific. The transcript has 14 exons. Bases 1 to 1521 code for a protein of 506 amino acids. Lineage: Eukaryota; Metazoa; Chordata; Mammalia; Rodentia; Muridae. Gene Ontology annotation, biological process: regulation of transcription by RNA polymerase II.
AUGGCAGGAGGAGACAAUGGGCUCAGAAAAAGGACAAUCACGGAGGACCAUAAUGAAGAAGAGUCAGCUGACUAUCAGCUCGUGGUCAAUCACUUCAGAGAAAAUAAGGUGGAAAUCGCAAGUGCCAUCACCAAGCCAUUUCCUUUCCUUAUGAGCCUCCGAGAUCGUUGCAUCAUCUCUGAGGAGAAGUUUCAGGAUUGUGAAGAAAGGUGUGAGAAACAGGAACCAGUGGAGAGAGUGGUGUAUGACAUCCUCAGUGACGUACAGAAGAAGUUUAGCUGGCAGCUUCUGAAAGUGAUAUUCAGCAAAGCUCAUCUGAAGGCCUACCCGGACUUAGAGGAGAUUCUACAAAACUUCUUCCAAAAUGCAUUAGACAAUCAUAGGACUUUUGAGAGGAUGAAUGGAAGAGAUGCUGAAAAGAGGCCCAGACUGUCAGCAGUUGAUAGGGAAGCAUCUCAUAUGAAUGAUGAUGGAGCAGAGGAGUUGCCGAGCCUGCCACAGUGCAAUGGAGGAGGUGGAAGUAGUUCUUGUGAACAAGUGUUUGAUGGACGAGAGCCCCGGGAUGACUUCUUCUCAUCACUGAGAUGUGAAGCACAUGCCAGCAGAGCUUAUGGCCAGGCAGCUUUCAGGAGAAUGAAAAUGAUAAAGAGUCCAGGAUGCUCCAAGCUCAGAGUUCUAAGACGGCACAGAAGUGAAAAUGCACAUUUCAAUGCAGAGUUGCUUCCUGUGACAUGUGGUGACAUGAAGGGGGUGUUACACAAGCAUAAAUUCAAGCAAGGGGUCUCCAUGAUGUCCAUACAGUGUGAGAAUGGAAACUGGUUCACACCCUCAGAAUUUGAAAUCAUGGGAGGUCACGGAAGAUCAAAGAACUGGAAGUUGAGUCUGCGCUGCUAUAAUAGGCCCUUGAAAUUUCUGAUCAAGGUAUUGCGGUGGAGGGGAAGGAGGGCAGCGCUUCUUACUGCACCACUUACAAGAAAUUUUCUACCCAAUCCUCCACGAAAAUAUGCCAAGAGAAAACAGCAGAGUGGCAAGCAUAGGCACAGUGGCUGUUUUCAAAGGUCUGAACCCUGCUCACUUUAUGUCCUGUCUUUCAGGACACCGUGGAGUUGCAUCUUCUGUAGGAUUCAGUCCUUAGGAAGCCAAGAGAGUUGUCCAGAAUCCGAGAUACUGCAGAGGCAGAUGUCGCCCCAGGAACAAUUGAAGUGUGAAUUUGUUCUCCUGAAAGUCUAUUGCUGUCCUGAGAGAUCCUUUUUUUCCAAGAUGCCAUAUUAUUGUUAUUUUAGUGAUGUGGCCGGGGAUGUGUCGGAACCUAUGUGGCUAGACAGGAUCAAGAGAAAGCUGAGUGCACAGGCUUACUCCAAAGUAGAAGAGUUUGUGAAUGACAUGAGGCUCAUCUUCCAGAAUCACAGAAGUACGUUCAAGGAUGCUAAGUUUGGCCAAAUAGGACUUAUACUGGAGUCUAAGUUUGAGACGAAUUUCAAGGAAGUGUUUGCUGUCCAGGAAACAAAUGAAAACAGCUGACUGACAUCACAGAAUCUGCUGGUGUCCUGGCACAAUCUGCCUCUCUGGCCAUGUCUUCCCACUUGUAGCAAUGGGCGUGCUCUAUUGACUCCACCAUCCCCGGAGGAUCGCUCUGGGUCACAUGGAGACAGCUGCAGCUGGGAGUUACAUCACCUGGACUUGGGGGUCCAUCUCCCGGCCUCCAGCUGGAAUCGAGGAUGUGGUACGUUGCUGUUGGAGCCUUUAUCUAGCUGGCUUAGUACC